UAAUAAAUGUUUUAUGUUACAAAAUUUUAAGCGAUGUUUGACUAACGGUUUGUUAAAUAUUUAUUUCAGUUCUUAAUAGUAUUAAAGUUAAAAGAAAUGUUUAAAGGAAAAUGUGAAACAGGUGAUGAGGAAGAUUAUGAUAUAAUAGAGAGUCCAGAUACAACAAAAAAACGUAUAAAACAUUCUGUAGAUGUAAUUUACAAAGAGGAAACACAUCUAAGCGAUUCCGAGUCAAUGAAAGAAACAAAAAACAAAGAAAUAGUGUUACUAGAAGAAACUAAAAACAACCAAACAACAAAAAAACAAAGUCCAGAUGAAAUCGCAAACCUGACAUUAACAAAUGAAAAUACCGUUAUCCUUCAAAAUAUAAACCUUAACGUAAGUAAAUUGCAAGAAAAUGAUGUUAAAAAAACAGAUAGUUUAAAAGUUAAAGAAACUGAAACAGACAGACUAAUAGGUCGAUUUGUGGCUGGACUUGGUGAUUCUUGGUACUACGUGAUUUUACUGGAGCAAACAAAGUCAAGUAGCUCUUUGAUUUCUAACCGAAAGAUGGCAACGGAAUGUUUGGCUUCAUUUGUAAUUGGAAUUAUACUUUCACCUGGUAUCAAUAUUUUAGCUUCUUAUUUAAAGUUUGAUGUUUUAAAGUUUCGCAUAAAUGGAGAAAAUAGCUCUGGGCUUAUAAUGGCGUCUUUAUUUUUUAUCAUGCUUUUGAAUAAUGCCUUCUUUUUGAAAGGUUAUACAAGUAAAAUUAAAAGUAAAAAAAGUUCUUUAUUUCCACAAAAUAAUGAAUGUGCUACAGAAAACAAUUUAUUUGUCAAAAUUGUUGUGACAGGAAUAUACUUUUUGUAUUACUAUAUUGUUACUUUCCUCGAGUUAAUGAUACCUAUAUUGAUUUACGAAAGUAUGAAACUAAGUGUAAUAGGCUCUAUCCACGUUUACGCAAUUAUUAGUGUACUAUACGGUUUGAUUCUAAUAGUAAUAGUGCAAGUAUCUCAUGUCAAGUAUCUUCAAAUAUUUUUAACUCUGUCUUCGAUAAUUGAAGCUGUCAGUAUUAUAGGAGUUUAUAUAUUGCAUCAGAAUUCUCACAUUGCAUCAAACAUUGAACACACUAUACUUUUUUUUUCUCCAGUUUGCUUUUCAUUAUCUUUACUGUGGGCAAACUCCGAUGGAUUAUUCAUUAGUCUUCUUCAAACGUAUGUUUCUGAAGAUGUCCGUGAUUGCACACACUCCACCGGAAAAAGUGUAUCAAAAUUAGCAAUUGUCUGGGCAGUCAUAACUGUUGUAUUUUACUCACGAAAAACAUCUACAGUCAUUACGAUGACAAUAAUGACCUUAAUUUUAAUUGCAUAUGUUGCGCAGCUAUUUAUUUAUUACCGUAAAAAAAAACUUAACCCUAUAAAUAAAAGAGAUUAAAAAAAUAAUAAUCAUAUAAAGUUGGAAAAACGUAUAUUUGGUAUGAUGAGUCAGUUUAGUGAUUCCAACAUGACAUCAAACUUAAUUAUCUCACCUAAUUAUUUUUUUAAUUUUUCAAAAAAUUUAAAAAAUGACACAAAUCUCACAAUUUUACUAAUGAUAAUAAAGUGGUAAAAACUAAUGCGUUAAUAUAACAGUAAACAAAUUUUGUAUUUAAGUAUGUUAAACUAACAGAAAUGUUUUUA
This is a messenger RNA of Hydra vulgaris (swiftwater hydra), 1658 nucleotides long. RefSeq lists its product as uncharacterized. The record is from RefSeq and is a predicted model, not a curated record. Lineage: Eukaryota; Metazoa; Cnidaria; Hydrozoa; Anthoathecata; Hydridae.